Molecule: messenger RNA, 594 nt
Organism: Cercopithifilaria johnstoni
Lineage: Eukaryota; Metazoa; Nematoda; Chromadorea; Rhabditida; Onchocercidae
Source: the annotation of a GenBank genome assembly
AUGGCAAAGGUGAAAAAAUGGACCGAGGUGACAACAGCUGCUGAAUUGACAAAAUCAAGCAAUCCGCUUGCUAAGCUUAUUGGCAUUGACAAAGGCGACAUUACCAACUUGGAAAUUGAUGUUAUUGUUAACGCUGCCAACAGUUCACUUUUGGGUGGUGGCGGUGUCGAUGGAGCUAUUCAUCGUGCGGCAGGCCGACGUUUAUAUGAUGAAUGUAAAAAAUUGAAUGGUUGCAAAGUUGGAGAAGCUAAAAUUACAGGAGCUUAUAAUAUAAAACAUAUUAAGCAUAUAAUACAUACAGUGGGGCCCCAAGUUCAUUCUAAAGUUUCUGAAGAGCAGCGAAAUCUGUUGAAAUCCUGCUACAUUGAAUCUCUCAAUAUUGCCACUGCGAAUAAUUUGAGAACUGUUGCAUUUCCAUGUAUUUCGACAGGCGUGUAUGGUUAUCCAAAUGACGAUGCAUGUAACGUCGUUGUCACUUCGGUUUUAGCAUGGUUGCAAGAAAAUAAAGAAAGAAUUGAUAAAAUAAUUUUCGUCACAUUUUUGGACAAGGACUACGAUUUGUACGAGAAAUGCCUGAAAGAAAGAUUGAGUUAA